CUGCUUCCGCUUCAUCUGGCUGCUGCCAAAGGACACAGCGGCUGUGUAGAGCUUUUAUUGACGCUCGAAAUCAUCGACGAACGAGACGAAGAUGGUUGCACGCCCCUAUGGCGUGCUUGUGUGAAUGGACAUGAACAUAUAGUUGAAUUUCUCAUCGAGCAAGGCGCUGAUUGCGGGUCUGCUAAUUUCGAUGGCAAUAUGCCGCUUCACAUCGCCGCAUCCUUUGGAAACUACACGAUCAUCGAGCGCCUUCUGAAUGAAGGCUGCGAUUCCUCUGCUCAGAACAAAUAUGGACAGACACCA
Messenger RNA from Colletotrichum godetiae, 303 nucleotides. Its product is annotated as ankyrin repeat-containing domain protein. Lineage: Eukaryota; Fungi; Ascomycota; Sordariomycetes; Glomerellales; Glomerellaceae. The transcript has a single exon. The annotation marks the transcript as partial. Gene Ontology annotation, molecular function: protein binding. The record is from RefSeq and is a predicted model, not a curated record.